Molecule: messenger RNA, 1689 nt
Organism: Mollisia scopiformis
Lineage: Eukaryota; Fungi; Ascomycota; Leotiomycetes; Helotiales; Mollisiaceae
Exons: 4
Coding region: 1-1689 (562 amino acids)
Biological process (GO): ubiquitin-dependent protein catabolic process
Cellular component (GO): cytoplasm
Molecular function (GO): ubiquitin protein ligase activity
Source: RefSeq, a predicted model, not a curated record
AUGUCUGUGAAUGGAGUCGAGACUUUCGUUUUACUUUUUCCCAACGAAGAAUGGAGUAACACAGCGACAGAUUCGCAAUUGGAUACGGUCGUGUCACAGUUGCGGCCAAAUAUCUCCUUUUACGACCGAAUUGACGAUAACCUGACAACCCUUUCGACACAAAAUGCAGACAAAGAUGGCACAAUUAGUGGCUUCUUAUAUGUCCCAGAUAUCGAUAAGAGCGAUGAUUGCUUCGAGUUAUCGAAGGAGUACCUCCCAAGCAAUGUCACUCGACAAGCCAACCUCCCUCCUACCGACUUCACAUUGGUUGCCCUUGCACCAUGGAUCAACGCGGAAUGUACAUUGGCAUGGAUGAGAGCUGCACAUGAAGACCCGGCCCGCGCGUUUCUUUUCUAUCUUCCAGACAACAGUACUGAUCAACCUCCCGAUGCAUCAUCUGCCGUAUGGAAUCUUCAGGAUGGCGGCACCUGGAAGAACAUAUAUCAGUACCCGGUCUACAUUAUACCUGGCGCCGUAGGCUUUGAGUUGAUGCACAACCUAGCUCUGUAUUCCGGGAAUAUGACGAGUGUUCCUUGGGGCCAUACCAUCUCGGAAUUACCUGGCAUCGACCCGCGAGAUUAUGUGAGGAUGUAUACCCAAUUAUACGUUGGGAACGAUUCAGGUCUGCCCAGCUUGUGGGUUUUCCUAUUGGCAGUAGUCGGUGUUCUACUCUUUGUGCUCGGAGCAACAUCUGCGACCAUGCAUCUAAUUCAACGUGCUCGACGAAAAUCUUUGGAGCGAAGAGUAGCCAGUGGAGAAGUCAACCUUGAAGCACUCGGUAUCAAACGCCUUACGAUCCCACAGCCUUUCAUCGAACGGUUACCUCUGUUCACAUAUAGUGCUGAGCCCGACAUUAGCUAUCCAACAUCUCCCCAAUACAAGGCGAUGAUGGAAGAUGCCAAAGACAUCCCCAGCAGCCCCACGACGGUCUCUCAGAGACAUCGUUCACUUACAGCAGAAACAGAUGAUCCUCCACAAGUGGUUGUGGUCGACGAUAACACAUCCAAUCCUGAUUCCGUCUUAAUUCAUAAAUUUCUCCCUUAUUCUCAACCAACUUGCCCAAUAUGCCUGGAAGACUACGAGUCAGGAGUAUCUGAGAUCCGAGAACUUCCUUGUGGCCAUAUCUUCCAUCCGGAGUGCAUCGACAUUUUCUUGGCCAACAACAGCUCACUCUGUCCAUUAUGCAAGAAGAGUGCGUUCCCAGUCGGUUAUUGCCCAACCAAAAUUACCAACGCUAUGGUUCGUCGCGAGAAGAAUCUGAGGCGAUUACGUUCUCGGGUCACGCUUGACCCAGAUGGAAGUGAUCUAGAGGCAAAUCAAACUCGGGGUCGCCUUCAUGAAAUUGGAUCUUCGAUAAAGAAAACCAUCCUAAAUCGGAAAGAGGAUGCUCCCCCAAUACCUUUGGAACCCCAACCUGUCUUGAUGACAAGUGCUCUUACGGAGUUGCCUCAGGAUCAGCACCUGCAUACAUCUUUCGGUUCUAGCCGGUCGAGAGCGGAGUUUGUCGAGCAGCGAAUCCGAGAUUUGACAGCUCGACAAGUUCCCAUACGUGACCCAGACGUUAUUCAAGACCGUCGGGUUCCUCAAUGUAAGCUUCAUCCUUUUGUUUACCCAAAUCUUAUUGACAAAUACCAGGGCGAAAAACGUUAG